Molecule: messenger RNA, 159 nt
Organism: Colletotrichum orchidophilum
Lineage: Eukaryota; Fungi; Ascomycota; Sordariomycetes; Glomerellales; Glomerellaceae
Exons: 1
Source: RefSeq, a predicted model, not a curated record
AAACGUAUAUAUAAGAAUAAAAUUAAUUUAUUUAUUAAAUCCUCCGUUAAUUAUAUUAUAAAAUUUAAGUUUUUUAUAAUUUUCCGUAAGGCUUAUAAUAAAAUCUUUUUAAAUAAAAAUAUUAAAUCUAUUUUUUAUAAAGUUAGAAUUUUAUUAUAG